Molecule: messenger RNA, 2129 nt
Organism: Aphis gossypii (cotton aphid)
Lineage: Eukaryota; Metazoa; Arthropoda; Insecta; Hemiptera; Aphididae
Gene: Art1
Product: protein arginine N-methyltransferase 1
Exons: 6
Coding region: 177-1325 (382 amino acids)
Biological process (GO): peptidyl-arginine methylation
Cellular component (GO): nucleus
Molecular function (GO): protein-arginine N-methyltransferase activity
Source: RefSeq, a predicted model, not a curated record
AUGUUUUCCAUUUCCACUAUUCUUCAAUCCUCAUUAUUCUGUAAUGUUUGUAAUCCAACCGAAUGCGGCUUUUUUGUAUUAAUUUUUAAUACUAAACAUUAAUUAUUAUUAAAUUUUAUUUGAUUCUGUAUUUUAUAUUUGAUUGUAACUAGUCACUUAUUUAUAACGUAGAUAUAAUGUCUCAAAUUGAAACGCCUGCCGAGAUUAAUACUGAUACUAAAAUCGAUCCUAUGGAAGUAAUAAUGGAUAAUAAUGUUGUUGACGAUGAUGAUGUUGCUGAAACAUCAUCUGCAUUAGCUGUACCAAACGGAUUAAAAAAUAGAUCUGUAAAUGUAAGUGAUAUGACUUCAAUGGACUACUAUUUUGAUUCAUAUGCUCAUUUUGGCAUACACGAAGAGAUGUUAAAGGAUGAAGUACGAACUCUCACUUAUAGGAAUUCUAUGUAUUACAAUAAACAUUUACUCAAGGGUAAAAUUGUAUUAGAUAUUGGAUGUGGUACAGGAAUUUUAUCUAUGUUUGCUGCCAAAGCUGGUGCAGCCAAAGUAAUAGGUGUAGAGUGUUCCAAUAUUGUAGAAUAUGCUAAACAAAUUGUAGCAGAUAACCAUUUAGACCACAUUGUAACAAUUAUCAAAGGAAAAGUUGAAGAAAUAGAUUUACCUGAUGGUAUUACUAAGGUAGAUAUUAUUAUAUCAGAAUGGAUGGGAUAUUGUUUAUUUUAUGAAUCUAUGUUGGAUACUGUACUCUAUGCAAGAGACAAGUGGUUAAAAGAAGAUGGAAUGUUGUUUCCUGAUCGUGCUAAUUUGUUCAUCACUGGUAUUGAGGAUAGACAAUAUAAAGAUGACAAAAUUAACUGGUGGGAAAAUGUAUAUGGAUUUAAUAUGAGUGCCAUACGUAAUGUUGCUAUAAGUGAGCCAUUAGUUGAUUGCGUAGAACCUAAGCAGGUUGUUACAAAUUCAAGUUUAUUAAAAGAAGUAGAUUUGUAUACUGUAAAAAAAGAAGACUUAACAUUUACUGCCCCAUUUAAUCUUCAAGUCCGUCGUCAAGAUUAUGUGCAUGCAUUGGUUACUUAUUUUACAGUUGAGUUCACCAAAUGUCAUAAACGUAUUGGCUUUUCAACUGCUCCAGAAUCACCAUACACCCAUUGGAAACAAACUGUAUUCUACCUGGAUAACUAUUUAACUGUGAAAAGAAAUGAUGAGGUGUACGGCACUUUUUCUAUGUCUCCUAAUGAACGCAAUACCCGAGAUAUGGACUUUGUUAUUGACAUCGAAUUUAAAAAUGAUGUGAACGAUGUGACCGAAUCUAAUAAAUACCGUAUGCGUUAAUAGCAAUAAGAUAUCUUAUUUUUUAUUACAAUAACUUUUUUUUAUAUAUAAAUUACUUUUAACAUUUAAGAUAAAAAUAUUUAAAAUGUCGAUUAUGUUUAAUUGAAGAACAAAAAUAGCAUUCAUUGAGAAGUAAUUUUAAUUAUGAUAUUCUCUUUCUGAUAUAUUAUAUUUUUUUAUUCAUUCUUCCUUGAUUUUCCAACAUCAAUUAUAUUUAUAGUUGAUAUUAAUUAGAUGUUCACUUACAGUAAUUAAGUGAUAUCUUGUAAUUUGUAUAUUAUUAAAAUAAUUACUUAGAAAAGAAUUUUAAUACUCAUUGUAUAUAGGUAACUUACGAACUUAAUAAUAGUGAUUUUAUUUGGAUUCAUCUAUGUUUGUUGUUCCUAAUUUUAAUAUUUUAGUCUGGCUUUAUAUAUAUAAAAAAAUACGGUAUUAAACGUAAUGUAUUUUUUUUUUUCUAUAAUUAUUUAUAUUUUCUUUUCUUUUCAUAAUUUACUAAAAAAUAUAAUUAAAUAUUACCAUUUAUCUAAGUUAGGUUACUCAAUUUUAUAAUUCAUUAAAUUAAAUUUAUUAUUUUACUAUAAGUAAUUAAUUGAUUUAAUAAUCAUUUUACUGGUUAUCCAGGACAAUACCACAAAUGGUAUUACACAUCGGUUUGAGCAUGUUGAAUUAGUAGGUUUUGUUCGUAUAAUUAAUAGAUCAACUACCACUAAAUUUAAAAAAAAAAAAUACCUACAUUUGAAUUAUAAUAUAUUUUCUUUUACAUAAUGAUUUACAACGUUAAUAAAUAUAUCAAAAUACAUA